AUGAGUGAUAUUCCCAAAAGGACUGGCUCCAUUGACAUUAAUGGCAAUACAAUGAUGCUUCUGGUAGACAGAUCUGGUGUGCAUCAUUUGCCCGUUAAAUGGUGUAGCUGUCCCAAUGCUGCUUGCUUGGACGUUCAGCUCUUGUCCAAUGGGUUGUACCCAGCAAGUCAGAAGAAGCCUCAAACAGCAUUUACCUUUGCUUUGCUUGAUAACUUCUUAAUCAAUAACAAGGAAUGUAAAACUUCUGCAAUGACUUUCUAUUCCAAGAUACGGUGGGCGACAAAUAGUGCAUUCCCGCACAAGGUCCCAAAGCAGGACCCCCUCAGGCAGUAUCACUUGAGGACUUUUGUCAUGGAUGAAAACUUUAACACAGAGCACAUGAAUUCAAAGAACCCCCAUGAUGAUGUUCCAUUGGCCAAUGGCACAGCAUUCUUGAUAGCAAGCCAACUGUACAUGGAGCACCUCAAAAUUGCCAAAGAAAAUAAAGUGGGGUCUACUUGUAAUGGCCACAGAGCUGUAAACCUGGAAAACAAGGACUGGCAGCACCUUGAUGCUACCGGGAUUGGUGCUACUGCCUGUGCCCGGCAUGGAGUAUUUUGCUUGGGUACCGUAGCAGAUUUUCAGAAAGGUGAAUGCCAAAUGAACAUGGAAUAUUCCCUGUGUCAGGCCUUGUCAUUAUUGGCCGGUAUUAACUCAGUCAUAGUCCUCCACGAUAUAAUGUGCCAAUAUGGUCCCCAGUGGUGUAUCCAUGUACAAGGGCAUUUGGAUUAUUCCAUGUGCAUGAACAUCAAGACAUCUGCUUCCCAAGAUAUGCCCUUAACUUCAUCCCUGGGGCCGGGCAGGUUGAUGGUGAUAUUAGAAAAGCUUUGGGCUCCCCUCAAUGAAGUCUCUCAAAGCACCUGGGCUAUGAUCUCUUUGGCAAAAUUACGCAGCAAAGCAGAAAUCCAGCUGCAUUUAUUGCAACAGGAAACAAAAAAUGGAGUGGUUCAAGGAACCGCUGCUUGGUUAUUGGUGGGUCUGAAGUUGGAAGAGACUCAUAUACAGCUGCAAAUGUAUGCAAGACAAAUCAACAAAAAGGGGAAAACAGCAGAAAAACUGGAGUUAGAGGAAAGGCGUCAACACCUGCUCUCCCGCGUAGAUGCUUUCAACCUUAAGGUUGAAAGGAAAAGGCACUUGCAAAAUCAAAGGCCUACACCAUCUAAUAUGUAUCCUACUGGGUCAAAAGUCAUUUCUGUUCAUGACAAAGCUUACCGGGUUCACUGGCUAAGCGCAAAAGCCAUGUACAAUAGGUGGAUAGAAGAAGAUAUUCUGGUGCACCUCAAGAUAAAGUGGACAGUUCAGUAUUUUCAACAUCAAGCUAAGCAUUGA
This is a messenger RNA of Serpula lacrymans var. lacrymans S7.9, 1368 nucleotides long. RefSeq lists its product as uncharacterized. Lineage: Eukaryota; Fungi; Basidiomycota; Agaricomycetes; Boletales; Serpulaceae. Bases 1 to 1368 code for a protein of 455 amino acids. The transcript has 9 exons. The record is from RefSeq and is a predicted model, not a curated record.